AUGAAACUAUGAGUAGUCUAAUCUAUACUACUUCUUAAGACUACAAUGUAGGCGUCCACGGUGCACGGUCCUGCCCCCCCUCUGCUCCCCAAGCGCGGAUCUUGUCUCUAUACGGCAACAACGCCCCUGAUCCUUCGCCCGUCAUCCGCGCCGCCAUCAACGCCCCCAUCUCGCCCUCCGUUACCUCUGCUUCGCGAUCCCCGUCAUCCGAGCCCUCCUCCCCAAGCGCAGGGGAUCCACCUCCCCACAUCGUCGAUGGAAGGUGACCGAGUUCUCCUGAUCCCAUCGUGUCCUCCUCCCCAAGCGCAGGGGAUCCGCCUCCCCACACCGUCGAUGGAAGGUGGCAGAGGUCCGCGCCAUCGCGCCCUCCUCCCCCUCUACUCCGCGAUCCCCGUCAUCCGAGCUGCCAUCAACGCCCCCACGCCAUCCGGCAGCCAUCACCUAGGUCAAGUCGGGCUCGUCAGGCUUGCUUUCCACCUUCGGCCAUGGCCGCCCUGCAGCUCCCCCAUCACGUUCCUCUCAGUUCUACAGCAUGGACUCCUUCCAGACUGCCAACAACCCCGUCCGCACCCAGGCAUCAGCAAGACAACACAACAGUUGGAUGGAAUCUAUGCACUCUUUGUAGUAUUGAGGCUUGCUGUUGUUGAUACAAAAGCAGAUGGUGCCAUUCUAAAGGAGAAACUAUGGACAUUGAUUGCUCAAAAUGAACCCUCAUUAAUCUCUUUACAGUUGCUUGGAGGUGAGAAGGUAGUUUAUGAUGCUACCAAGAAAAUCUUCUCAAGCUCCAGUGGUCUAGCUGAAGAUAUUCUAUUCUUAUUCACAGAUUGGUUGUCACUACUUGGAGAGAUUGUCAAUAUUGAAAGAAGGGUACACACCUAAUUCUUUGUAUUCCUCUUGCAAUCAUCCGCUUUCCUCUGAAUUUGCUUGCGACUCAUGUUGGGUACUUGGGUUUCAACUAUAGCCUACCACAACUUGCUUGAGACUAAAUUGCUUUGUUGUUGCUGUUGAAUCCUCUGCUACUCCAAGCUUCUUUGAUGUCGGGUGUAAUGUCGUAACUGGCUAUCGUUGUUGGCCGAACAUUUGGCUAGCGUGGAUGAUAUAUAUUGCAAUGUGAAUCCAAUAAGCAGGAGAGUGAUCAAUGUAUGUAACCGUUGUACACUAACAUUUGUCGAAUAUUUUAUAUAUCGUUUCAAGGCA
Molecule: messenger RNA, 1197 nt
Organism: Zea mays
Lineage: Eukaryota; Viridiplantae; Streptophyta; Magnoliopsida; Poales; Poaceae
Exons: 4
Coding region: 256-879 (207 amino acids)
Source: RefSeq, a predicted model, not a curated record